UUUCCCAAUUCUAAAGUUGUCCACUUUAAUGAAUGCACCUUCACCUUCAUCUCUCUUACACCUAUUUGCAUAUAAUUUCACUGUUCCAUACACAUUCAACUCACCUCUUUCUCCCCAGACAAACCCAUCAUCAUCUUCUGAUCACAUUGGUUCAUAAACCCUACCCCUGCAAUUCAAUUCCCAAUCUUUUCCCAUUUUCAUUGUGCUUCUCCAAAUGGGUCUUUCUUUAUAGACUUUCUCUGUGUCUUUAUAAAGAAAGAAGAAUCCACUUUUUUAUAUAAUUAAUCUGCAAGUGAAUAAGUGAUCCUUGAUAUCUAAAGUUAAAAAAAAAAAGCAAAAAAAAAAAAAAAAGAAAUCUUGGGUUUGCUUCAUUUAUCAGCAAUUAUUUUUCUUCCGUUUUUUGACAUCAAGAUUUAAUCUUUUUCCCCUUUUUCAUUGAUUUUCAUCUUUAUUUUUUGUGGGUAUUCAUUUUCUUGAAUAAAUUUUGAAUCUUUUUGGGUUUUGAGGUUGUGGGGUUUUGGGUUUAAUCUUUAAUGGCUGCUGGUCUUGAAACUGAAUCUGCUGCUUCUGUUGACAACAACAACAACAACAACAACGUUGUUGUUGUUGUUACUAAUGAGAGUGAGAAUAUUAAUGCUGCAAAUGUUGAUGAUAAUGGGCCACUUGUUGAAUCAAAAAAAGGGUCUGAGUCUGAUUCAAAUUCAGAAAUGGAAAUGCAAGGAAUUGUUGGUAUUUUGUCCAAUUUGAAGCUGAAUCCAAUGGCUAAAGAGUUUUUUCCUUCAUCCUACUCUCCGGUCACUCGAAAUGUCGAUAAGCUUAAUUACUUUGCUCCUGCUUUUUAUCUCAAUUCUCCUAUGGAUGCCAUUGAAGGACACCCCCCUAACCGCAGGAGGAGAAAUAACUACAGUCAGGGAAGAAGAUGGUUGAAUGGUAGAGCUUAUAGAGCUCAAAGAGAAGAUAGUAUUAAGAGAACCGUUUAUGUUUCGGAUAUCGAUCAUAAUGUCACCGAAGAGCGACUUGCUGCUCUGUUUAGCGCCUAUGGACAUGUUCUGGACUGUCGAGUUUGUGGCGAUCCACAUUCACGUCUCCGCUUUGCAUUCGUGGAGUUUGCCGACGAGAAUUCUGCAAGAGCAGCUCUUAAUCUUUGUGGCAUAAUGUUGGGGUUCUCUCAAGUUAGAGUUUUGCCUUCAAAAACCGCAAUUCUUCCUGUGAAUCCAACUUUCCUUCCCAGGUCAGAGGAUGAGAAGGAGAUGUGUGCAAGGACAGUCUACUGUACAAAUAUUGAUAAAAAGGUUUCUCAAGCUGAGGUCAAGAACUUUUUCGAAGCAAGAUGCGGCGAGGUUUCUCGCAUCAGGCUAUUGGGGGACCAUGUUCAUUCAACACGCAUUGCUUUUGUUGAAUUUGUGAUGGCCGAGAGCGCGAUUGUGGCGUUGGAUUGCUGCGGCCAAACACUCGGAACGCAACCAAUCAGGGUGAGUCCUUCGAAGACACCUGUGAGGCCUCGAGUGGCUCGCUCUCUUCCAACCAACUGAUCAGACAUCCUUAACCUAUGCACCCAUGCAUCCGUGAGGUGGUGAUGGAACGUUAUGUUCGGUACUUUUUUAACUUUUUAUGUUUUUUUUGUCCUGGCAGUUCGGCCAUGGCCACAGUAGUUAUAUGAACCAACCGGAAGACACUCCCUAAGUUGAGAACUUGUUUUUUGUUUUGUUUCCUUCCAUCAUGUUUGAUUGCAGAAUGCAAUCUACAGAUAAUGAACAAGCUAGGGUUGCUCGUCAAGAUUAUGGUGAUUCUAAGUUGACUUAUGUGGCGGUAACGCCUCAAUUUAAGAACGUUAACCGAGUC
Molecule: messenger RNA, 1842 nt
Organism: Helianthus annuus (common sunflower)
Lineage: Eukaryota; Viridiplantae; Streptophyta; Magnoliopsida; Asterales; Asteraceae
Product: polyadenylate-binding protein-interacting protein 9
Exons: 10
Coding region: 534-1532 (332 amino acids)
Molecular function (GO): RNA binding
Source: RefSeq, a predicted model, not a curated record